AUAGGGUGGGGAUAGCGGCGGGGCGAGGACGGAAGGGGGGGAGUCUCGUUUCUCACUUUUCGAAGCCGGAACCGCGAAAAUCGCGCAAUGUUGUCCGUUCCGUCUCUCGAAGAUGUCUCCUUGGCCCCGUUUGACGCGAAUCGACCGUGAAACGAGAUCGCCCGCUUGAUUUUUAUCCUCGAUGAUGAUUCUUGCUCGGAGGCGAGAAUGUUAAAUAUCGCCUGUAUCGACGCUUUUUCUAGAGAGAUACUUCCCACGCAGUUGCGGCUGUUCAUUCAUGUUUGGAGAACAUGGAGUUGUGACGUGCGAACGGUGAACUUCGUGCAUACGUUUGUUGCUUUCUCGAAACUAACCUAAAAGGCCGCUUACGUCGCGAUCAUACGAGAGGCGGAUUCCUGUAUGUACAAGCAAGUAUAAUUAUGAACUACUUCACUGUUCUACGAUUUAAACAAAGGUCUGCAGUUUGGAACAAAGGUUUGAUAGAGCAAUGUUUAAAGCAGUAUCUGAUGUGCCAAGGCAGACUCUGUGUCAUAGAAAGUGAAAAUCGUUAUAGACAUUGUAUCGCAAAGGAGCGAGCAAUUCGAAGAAAAACAUGGCGAACACGUAUAUUGCAGGAUAUUAAACAUACGAGGAGGAAAGUAGAAGAAAUUAUUGAAAAGGAAAAUAUCUGGACGAUUCCCAAUCUACUUUGCAUGGGUCGUAUAGUGACAUCGCCAUUUUUAAGUUAUUUGAUUUUAUCGCAAGAUUAUCAGAUAGCGCUAUGGCUGCUUGCAUUUGCAGGAGUCAGUGAUUUGGCAGAUGGAUGGAUUGCUCGUACUUGGACAUCACAAGCUUCUAAACUUGGAAGCUUCUUGGAUCCAGUGGCGGAUAAGCUGCUUGUAGGGACACUAUUUCUGUCUUUAGCAUGGGUCGGUUUGAUACCAGUUCCACUUACUUGUCUUGUUGUCACACGUGAUAUUGCAUUAGUGACUGCUGCAUCUUACAUUAGAUAUCGUUCCCUGCCUCCACCAAAAACCUUAGCAAGGUAUUUUGAUCCCACACAUGCUACUGUACAAUUAGCUCCAACCUUGGCAAGCAAGCUAAAUACCGGGGUGCAAUUGUCUUUGGUUGCUGGAACAUUGGCUGCUCCUAUUUACCAUUUUGUAGAUCAUCCAAUCUUACAAUACCUCUGUUACAUAACAGCGUUCACGACUGUUGCAGGAGGUAUCAGUUAUCUGUUGUCAAAAGACACAUAUAAAUUGUUGAGAAGGAGGAAGAAGAAUACUCCUUGAAACUAGACUGUACAUUAUUGAUAUAUACAAUGUUGUAAAUUAUGUAUGUAAGAAAUUGUUUUCAUUACACGAUGCAUAUUACCCUUUUAUAUUAUAUCUGCUAUAGUCUGUACAA
Molecule: messenger RNA, 1386 nt
Organism: Camponotus floridanus (Florida carpenter ant)
Lineage: Eukaryota; Metazoa; Arthropoda; Insecta; Hymenoptera; Formicidae
Gene: CLS
Product: probable cardiolipin synthase (CMP-forming)
Exons: 4
Coding region: 420-1271 (283 amino acids)
Biological process (GO): cardiolipin biosynthetic process
Cellular component (GO): membrane; mitochondrion
Molecular function (GO): cardiolipin synthase activity
Source: RefSeq, a predicted model, not a curated record